Messenger RNA from Exaiptasia diaphana, 343 nucleotides. Its product is annotated as golgin subfamily A member 5. Gene Ontology annotation, biological process: retrograde transport, vesicle recycling within Golgi; Golgi organization. The transcript has 3 exons. Gene Ontology annotation, cellular component: Golgi cisterna; Golgi membrane. The annotation marks the transcript as partial. Lineage: Eukaryota; Metazoa; Cnidaria; Anthozoa; Actiniaria; Aiptasiidae. The record is from RefSeq and is a predicted model, not a curated record.
GAUGUACGAUUUGCUCAGGAUGAAAUGCAAAGGACGAAAAACAGUUUUAUGAGUCAGAUACAGGAACGAGAGGGCGAAAUCCAAAGGCUAAGAAAUCAACUUGCAACCAAAACACUAACGUCUACUAGCGAAGCUGAAUUGGAGAAUAGAGUGCGAGCACUCACAGAGAAUCUCAUCCAGAAACAGACCAUGAUCGAGGCAUUAAGUACAGAAAAGAACUCGUUAGUUUUACAACUAGAACGACUCGAGCAACAAUAUCGAGACGUCCAGGCCUCGUCGGCAAGACAUAUCAAAUCAACUUCAGUAACAUUUGAUGGCAUUGAGGAUAACGAUGAAAAUACAC